CUCUCCUCCGAACUACCCUCUCUGAUUCCCAUCCCCUCGCGCAGAUCGGCCUCUAAACCGCCAUGUUCUUCCGAACGGUGUCUGGUUUCGGUCUCUAGUUGAUAUCUGGAAUUCUAUGUUGAUGAGUGGAGUUUAAGGUUUUGAAACGGCAUGUCGACUUCGGCGGCGGCGGCGCUGUCGUCGUCUUCCUCGAAGAUUUGCUACAACGCGGAGUGUACGGAGUUGAAAUCAGAGAGGCCGAGGAAAGGGUGGUGGCUGAGCACUGGAGAGUUUGCUGAGCUCUGUGAUCGAUGCGGCUCUUGUGACUUUAGCAUUGCUUAUGAGGAGGGAAGAUUUUGUGAUGCUUUCCACUCUAAUGCUCCUGGUUGGAGCAGUUGCAAAUCUUGUGGGAAGCGGGUUCAUUGUGGAUGUAUAGUUUCAGCCCAUGCAUUUACAUUACUGGAUCCAGGAGGGAUCGAAUGUGUAGCAUGUGCAGGAAAAAAUGUUGUUCUGGGGCAAAAUGUUCCAUGGUCUGGUCCUUUGGUUUUUCAAUCAUCUGUCAAAAGUUGGAGCCAUUUAGCAGGAUCUGGUCCUGUAUCUUGGCAACAAGCGCCCACAUUGUUCAACUCUUCUGCUUCUCAACCUGAGUUCCAUCCUAGGGUACCCUAUGAAGUUGACUCGUCCACUGGAAUUGAAAGACUAGGUGCCAGUGAAAAGCCAUUUUUCCCUUCUCCAGAGAAGAGGAAAAUAGAGAGCUUUCCUAAAAGACGAAUGAAUGGAAGCUUGAAAUUUGGGACACGGGAUAUACAUGAGAAUGUACAUCCAGGAAUUAAUGGUGAGGAAGAACCUUGGUCAUGUUCAAAUAAACCUCAGCAGCCUUCCCUUCUAAAGCAGGAUCAAUCUAAUCCACAGUUUGGUCUCGCUUCAACUCAUACAUCCCAAGAUGAAACAAAUAGCCAACAAGGGGUUGCUAGCAAUCUUUUUCAAUCGAGUCUACAACCUCCUCUUGCAAAGCAAUUUCAUGGUAGCCAACAAAAUGGACUUGACUUCUUGAAUGAAACGCAGAUCCACUAUGGAAGGCUUCGACCGGAAGCACUUGGAAGGAAUCAGUUAUUUUCUCAGUUUUGGCCAAGGUUUACGGAUCAAGACCUACAGCAGAUAACUGGGGAUUCAAAUUCCAUAAUUACUCCUUUGUUUGAGAAAAUGUUGAGUGCAAGUGAUGCUGGACGAAGUGGGCGUUUGGUUCUGCCAAAGAAAUGUGCAGAGGCUUACUUCCCUCCAAUAUCUCAGCCUGAAGGUUUACCUCUUGAAGUCCAGGAUGCAAAGGGCAAGGAAUGGACAUUUCAGUUCCGGUUCUGGCCCAACAAUAAUAGCAGAAUGUAUGUUUUAGAGGGUGUUACUCCUUGCAUUCAAAACAUGCAAUUGCAAGCAGGUGAUGUAGUAACAUUUAGUCGGUUAGAGCCAGGAGGAAAAUUGUUUAUGGGAUACAGAAAGGCUUCAACUGCUCCAGCAUCUGAUCAGGAUAAUGAAGGAAGGGCUGCCAAUGGUGUUUCUGUAGUUGUAAAAGUUGACUUGGCAGAUCCUACCUCAUGGUCAAAAGUUGAUAAAGCAAAAGACGCAUUGGAAGCCAAACCUAUGAUUUCUAGAAAGAGAAAGAAUAGCAUGCUAGUUUCAAAGAGUAAGCACGUAAAAAUUGAUAAUGGGGAUCUGAUAAAGCUCAAAAUAACAUGGGAAGAUGCCCAAGGACUGCUCCGCCCACCUCCCAAUCAUAUUCCCAGUAUUGUUGUUAUUGAAGGCUUUGAGUUUGAAGAAUACAAGGAUGCACCAAUACUUGGGAAGCCGAAAAUACUUGUGACAGAUAAUGCAGGUGAGAAAUUUCAAUGGGUUGAGUGUGAAGAUUGUUUUAAGUGGCGCAAGUUGCCUGCUAGCACUCUUCUACCAUCCAGGUGGACUUGUUCAAGUAAUUCAUGGGACCCAUCAAGAUCUUCUUGUUCAGCAGCUGAGGAAUUGUCAGCAGAACAGCUUGAAGAUUUGCUGCUGCAAAGUAAUUCAGCUGCUUCUGAGAAGAUGAAGGCUGCUAAACGGGAACCAGAGAGUGUUGCUGCUUCGGAGGGUUUGGAUACUCUUGCUAACCUAGCUAUCUUAGAAGAUGGAGAGGCUCUCCCAGCAUCAUCACAGGCUACCACAAGGCACCCCCGGCAUAGACCUGGCUGCUCGUGCAUUGUGUGCAUUCAGCCCCCAAGUGGGAAGGGCCCCAAACACAAGCAGACAUGUACUUGCAAUGUCUGCCAGACAGUGAAGCGCCGUUUCCACACCCUGAUGUUGCGGCGAGAGAAGAAACAAUCACAAAAGGAAUCAGAAACUGAACGCAAGAAGCAUCAACCACCACUGCCAGAGAAAUUAUUAGAUGAUGAUUGCCUGACUUCUAGCAAUGCAGGAAAUAGCAAUCCAAACCCAAAGAGGGUAGUCAGUAAGAGUUCUGAUGAUGAUCCUAGCAAGACAAAAUCCUCAUCAACACCUUUCAAGGGUCAAAUCGACCUGAAUAUCCAGCCAGAGAAGGAAGAAGAGCCAUCUCUUUCUGAUUCCAGCAGCAUGAUGAAGUUGCUUCAAGAUGCCACUGAGAGGUACCUCAGGCAGCAAGAGUUACAGAGCUCUGGUGGUACUAGUAAUUCGGGAGUUAGUCAGACACAACCAGAUUGAGGAAUGGAAGGAGAAAAACUCAGUGGAAUUGCCCUUGGAGGCAGUCAUCAAGAUACUGACAACAACUGUCUUCAGCCUUUUCUGUGCAGCUGUCUGGAUCUAUAUCAACCAAUACAUUUAUGAGCCCCUGUUUUGCAGUCCAGUUUGCAGCCUGGACUGCCCUAGAUUGCAAAACAAGACCCUCCCCCAUCCAAUGGUUAGAAUUGUGCAAUCCUGUGCAAUCUAAACUACACAACACUUUUUCCUAGAUCUAUUCUAUGUCAUUAUGGAUUAAAAAGGAGGGGGCUAAAUUGAAGGUGGUAAUAAUUUUGGUCAUAGGUUCUCCACAUUACCAAUGUUUGUUUGCUGGUGUACAUACAGAAGAGGUCUCAGAAAUUUUCUUGACAUUCCAUUAUUCUUCCUCUCUAAAGUAAUAUACAUUGCUGGAUGUAAACUUGGGUAGAACACGUGGAUGGAGUGUUGAAGAAGCCAUGUAGUUUUAUUUACUUUCCAGAGCUUUCUGGCUACCCUUCUCAGAAUCAAUUUAUAGGAAAACAUUUCACCUUUUAUUUAUUUAUUAUU
Messenger RNA from Rubroshorea leprosula, 3240 nucleotides. The record is from the annotation of a GenBank genome assembly. NCBI's taxonomy places the organism in Eukaryota, Viridiplantae, Streptophyta, Magnoliopsida, Malvales, Dipterocarpaceae.